AUGGGCCAGUCUGAGCUGGGGUUUCUAGUGCAAGACCUCAACCUUCUGCUGAUUGUGGGAGACAUCAUCUGGCCAGUAAGAGGUGGUCAGCAGCCACUAAGAGGCCGUGGGCAGGUUAGAGGUGGUAAUGGUGUGGGACGAGGUCGUGGAAUGUUUGGCAGAGGCAUUGGUAAUAGUGAGACAAGACAGCCAGCACUAGUCUAUAUUGCUCGUCGUCGAGAGGAUGGUGACGCUCCAGAUGUUAUAACCUAUACGUUCCUAAUUUAUAAUGUACCUUACACUGUUUUAAUUGAUAUAAGGUCUACACAUUCAUACAUUGCAUGCACUGUGUCUGGCACCUUGGGUAUCAUAUGUGAGAGUACUAUUAAUAAGAUGAUUGUGUUAAGCCCAAUAGGAAAAUCAAUAAGGGUAGACAAGUUGUUCAGAGAUGUACCCCUAGAGGUUCAAGGAGUUAUAUUUCUAGCAGAUUUAAUAGAGCUACCAUUUGGUGACUUCGACCUAACCUUGGGGAUGGAUUGGUUGGUUAAACACCGUGCAAGUUUGGAUUGCGCUGCUAAGCGGCCAAAAGAACUAGUUCGCGAGGGUUGUGAGGCGUUUGUAGCCUAUGUUGGUGUAACUGAUUCUGAAGGUCCUUUAGUUAAAGAUAUCAAAACUGUUAAGGAUUUUCCCGAUGUUUUUCCUGAUGAGCUCCCUAGGUUGCCUCCAAGUCGCAAAGUUGAAUUUGGAAUUGAACUUUUGCUAAGAACGGCUCUAGUGUUUAUCGCCCUUUAUAGGAUGGCACCGAAGGAGCUGGUGGAAUUAAAAGCUCAAAUCCAAGAACUGUUGGAUCGAGGAUUCAUUCGACCUAGUGUGUCUCCGUGA
Messenger RNA from Gossypium raimondii (Peruvian cotton), 861 nucleotides. RefSeq lists its product as uncharacterized. Bases 1 to 861 code for a protein of 286 amino acids. The record is from RefSeq and is a predicted model, not a curated record. The transcript has 3 exons. NCBI's taxonomy places the organism in Eukaryota, Viridiplantae, Streptophyta, Magnoliopsida, Malvales, Malvaceae.